Pyricularia oryzae 70-15 is the source of this 294-nucleotide messenger RNA. RefSeq lists its product as uncharacterized. The record is from RefSeq and is a predicted model, not a curated record. Bases 1 to 294 code for a protein of 97 amino acids. Lineage: Eukaryota; Fungi; Ascomycota; Sordariomycetes; Magnaporthales; Pyriculariaceae. The transcript is spliced from 3 exons.
AUGAAUUAUAUCCGUGGUACGACCAAGCCUUUCGAGGGGGCCGCUUAUGUUGUCAACCACGAAGCGAAACAAAUCGCGCGGCUGGUCGCCAUGCGAUGGACGAGCAUCGUGGGAUACACAGGGGACCAAAAGAAGUAUAAAAAGGGAAAGAGAAAGACAAACGCCGACUGGCGCCCUUGGUGGCUGAGCCCGCUGUCGCCAGGCUCCUGGGAACUGCCCACGCUUGAGGCUUUCAGCCACAGCCACGACGCCUUUGAAAAUGAGAUAAAAGCAGGAAGCACUUUCAAAGACUGA